AUCUCGAGUUUUUGGAAAAGGGGAGCAGAAGGAUCUAGUCGUUUUGAAAAUGUGGCAGUUCUAACAAACUUUUCUGAACAAGAUAAAUACUAUGGAGAAGUGUGCCAAAGGUGUGUGUGAGCUGAAGACAAUGGCAAAGUGGGCAGCCAUCUGUGUGUUGUUGGCUGGGGCACUUCUGUUGUAUCAUGACCCAUUUCUACUACUCUGGUGGCCGCUGAAACCUGCUGAGGGGAGUAGGGCUCUCCCUCUGGAUAUGGCGACAGAAUCCAUUGAUGACAUGUACGACGGUUGCCAGUCUGAAACAGCCUCUGUGAUUGACCUGUUUGGCGUGUUCGAGUGGCACUACAACAGAAACUUCAGUUCCGCUUGGGCUUUGGCUGAGAAGCCUGCAAAGAAACCUGUGCACACGCAGCUGAAAGAAGAGCACGCUGUAGUGAUGUACAUGUACACAAAAAUUAAGUAUAUACAACAGUAUUUCAACCAAGAAGUGAAAACAGGGAAACACAUGUACAGCACAUAUAGAUUUAAGUUCCACUAUUUCUAUUUCUUCCUAACUGACGCUAUUCAGCUACUGCGUCACAAUCAGACAUCGUGCACAACCACCUAUCUCAGGACGCAGAAAGUCUUUGACCGCAACGUCAUCAACACAAACGUACGAUUUGGUGCUUUCACCUUGGCAGCUUCGAGCAAGGGGUCAUUUGCAUUUAAUGGUGAUGUUUCUUGUUUUGAGAUCUACUCCUGCUUUGGUGCUGAUAUUACAUACUACUCUGCCCUAAAGCAGUUGGGACAGGUGCUAAUUCCUCCCUAUGAGGUCUUUAAAAUCACUCAUGUCCUGACAAAUGAGCCCUGGUGCAGUGUGGUCUACAAGCUGCAAAGCACCACAACACCAAGGACAGAUUUAAAUUGUAAAUUACAUCAAAAAGACAUGAAAACAUAUUUUGGUGCCAUUUUAGCAAACUGGCAAAAAAGCAGUGUUGGGAUGAUGUCAGUGUACAUAAUAUUGAUAAUUUUUGUAUCUUUAAUCCUUGUAGCGCAAGGGCACAAGUGUUUUGUGGCCGUAGUGCUCGGUGCUCUGCUGGUGCUGAUAAUUAUCCAAGAGUUAGCCAAUGAUCAAAGAAGGAUAAUGGCAUCUACAGGUACAUCUCAAAAAUUUUAAUGUUGUGAAAAAGUUCAAUAUAUUUUGUCAAUCAUUUCAGAAAGUGAAACUUGUACAUUAUAUAGAUAGAAAUAUUUUAAGCCUGUAUUUCUUGUAAUUUUAAUGAUUAUGGCUUAAAGAUAAUGAAAACACAAAACUCAGUGUCUCAGCAAAUUAGAAUAUUACAUAAGACCAAUUUAAAAAAGGUAUAUUUUAAACAAAUGUCAUGGUUCUGAAAAGUAUGUUAAUUUCUAUACAUUCAAUACUUGGUUGGGCCUCCUUUUGCAUGAAUUACUGAAUUAAUACGACAUGGCAUGGAGGAGAUCAGCCUAUGGCACCAUGUUGCUUUGAUAUCGUCCUUCAGGUCAUCUGCGUCUGGUGUCUCUCACCUUCAUCUUGACAACAGCCCAUAGACUCCUAUGGGGUUCAGGUCAGCUGAGUUUGCUGGCCAGUCAAGCACAUUAACACCAUGGUCAUUAAACCAGCUUUUGGUACCUUUGCCAGUUUGGGCAGGUACCAGGUCCUGCUGGAAAAUGAAAUCAGCAUAUCCAAAGAGCUUGUGGAAGCACGAAAUGCUCUAAAAUGUCCUGGUAGAAGGCUGCGCUGGCUGCGAACACAGUGGACCAACAGCAGCAGAAGAAAUGGCCCAAAAUCACCACUGAUGGACUCCAAUAUUGAACUUUUUCACAAUAUUCUGAUUUUCUGAGACACUGAGUUUUGGGUUUCAUUAUAAGCCAGAAUCAUCAAAAUGACAAGAAAAACAGGCCUGAAAUAUUUUGCUCUAUGUGUAAUGAAUCUAUAUAAAAUUGUAUGAGUUUCACUUUCUGAAAUGAUUGACAAAAAGUCUUGAACUUUUUCAUGAUAUUCUAUUUUUUUUUUUUUUUUAGAUGUACAUGUCAACUGACAUCUAAAUUAGUAAUGUCCCUGAAGCAACUCCUAUCUGAUUGUUACAUAUCCACCAGAAGACUUUAAAACAAUCAUUGUUUAUUGUUAACAUUUGCAGCUAGACUAAUUCAAAGUUAAACUAUAUGUUUUAUAGGGUCAUUUUAAGUUGGAAAACAAAGUUGUUGGGUUUUUUUUGGAAGGCAUUUAAUGCUUUAUUUGUGUGAUGGUCAUAGAAAGAGACAAAGUGGAAGACAUGUAGUAAAAUGCCCUGAGCUGGAUUUGAACCUGGGCCCAGCGUCACAGGGACUCAAAGUAUUUUUACCUCACUUUCAAAAGUAUCCACGAACAGGUAAAAGAAAUGUGGUUGUUAUUGUAUUGAAUAUAAUAAUGUAUCUAUUGGCAAAAAUGUAUGUGUUAUUCAUGCUUUUUAAAAAAUAAAUUUAAUUAAUGAACAACA
Messenger RNA from Centropristis striata (black sea bass), 2477 nucleotides. Its product is annotated as ecto-ADP-ribosyltransferase 4-like. NCBI's taxonomy places the organism in Eukaryota, Metazoa, Chordata, Actinopteri, Perciformes, Serranidae. The transcript is spliced from 3 exons. Gene Ontology annotation, molecular function: NAD+-protein-arginine ADP-ribosyltransferase activity; NAD+ poly-ADP-ribosyltransferase activity. The coding region runs from base 92 to 1156 and encodes 354 amino acids. The record is from RefSeq and is a predicted model, not a curated record.